AUGGCCUCAAACGGCGAUGGCCUCCCGACGUCGUCCUCCCAACAUGCCUCGCAAGCACGGCGCCCCCCGGUGCAGAACAACAAGUCAAUCAUCGCACCUGCUCGCCCCACGUCGUCGCCUCCUCGCGUCCGCUCUGGUCCACCACCUCGUGCCCCCACGGCCGCGACCCCUCGCGUUCGCUCUGCCUCUCCUCGUCGCCCCGCCGACACGACAGGUCUUACCCGAUUUGACGCGCUUGCACAAUACAACAUCCACCCCACCCUGCUCCAGACCAUUGCCCAGGACAUGAAGUUCGAGUACAUGACACCAGUCCAGGCCGAGACCCUGCCCCUGCUGCUCUCCGGCCGCGACGUCCUCGCCCAGGCCAAGACCGGGACGGGAAAGACGGUGGCAUUCCUCCUACCCGUCAUUCAGAAGCUGGUCCAAAAUACUGAACCUACCGGGCGCACAAGCCUGCUCGUUAUCUCCCCGACCAGAGAGCUCGCAUUGCAGAUAGCAGCCGAGGCCAAGGAGCUUCUGCAGCGAUUCCCAAUGUUCAAGGUCUGCACUGCCAUCGGUGGCACCAACAUGCGUAGCGAGACCGCCAGCAUGCGCAGGGGCUGUGACAUCCUCGUCGCAACUCCCGGGCGACUCCAAGACCAUUUGACACAGCCCGACGGGGCCAUCCGAUCCAUGAUGCAGUCUCUCCAGGCCCUGGUCCUGGACGAGUGCGAUCGUCUCCUGGACAUGGGCUUCCUCAGGGAUCUGAAGAAGAUUAUUGGUCUUCUCCCGGACAAGACAACCACCCAACGCCAGGGCAUGUUGUUUUCCGCCACCAUCGCCCCUCACGUACAACAGUUUGCCAGCCUGGUUCUCGCCAACGGCUAUCAGUUUAUCUCUACCAUCCCGGAGGGCGAGGCCCAGACCCACGAGCGCGUGCCGCAACAUGUCACCAUUGUUCCCGAGUUCUCCGACCUGGCAGCUGGCACGGUCGGAGCCAUACGCCAGGAGAUGGCAAGAGUUGGCAAGGCCAAUUUCAAGGCCAUCGUUUUCGCCCCGACCGCUGCGCAGGCCGACUUCUACGCCGACGUCCUGGGGGCCUUCAAAGACCUGCCACCCAUCUGCGCCCUCCACUCACGCAUGUCGCAAGGCAAGCGCACCCGCGUCACCGACGAGUACCGGAAUGCAUCCAACGGCAUUCUCUGUGCUACGGAUGUGGUUGCCCGUGGCAUAGAUUUCCCCGCGGUUUCCAACGUCUUCCAGGUCGGCCUGCCCAUGGACAGGGAGUCCUACAUCCACCGGCUGGGCAGGACUGCUCGUGCUGGCGCCGACGGCCACGGCACUCUGGUUCUCGCCUCCCACGAAGCCUUCUUCCCCAAGACGGCCCUCAAGGAUUUGAAACUGAACGAGACACCGGCCGACCUGAGCGCCCAGGCUGAGGUGUCCGCUUUCACCAGGAACAUGGACCCUGAUAUGCAGGGCAAGGUCUACCAGGCAUGGCUGGGAUACUACAAGAGUGCCAAGAUGAAGAUGUCUGUCAUCGAGCUGGUCCAACAGGCCAACAAGUUCGCCCUUGAGGGUCUUGGUGCGGCGGGAGUGCCUGCCCUGAAGAAGAAGACCGUCGGCCAGAUGGGACUGAAGGGCGUCCCGGGACUCAACGUGUCCAAGGUGUAG
Messenger RNA from Diaporthe batatas, 1653 nucleotides. RefSeq lists its product as uncharacterized. Gene Ontology annotation, molecular function: nucleic acid binding; ATP binding; RNA helicase activity. Gene Ontology annotation, cellular component: mitochondrion. The record is from RefSeq and is a predicted model, not a curated record. NCBI's taxonomy places the organism in Eukaryota, Fungi, Ascomycota, Sordariomycetes, Diaporthales, Diaporthaceae. The transcript has 2 exons. The coding region runs from base 1 to 1653 and encodes 550 amino acids.